This is a messenger RNA of Notodromas monacha, 3881 nucleotides long. NCBI's taxonomy places the organism in Eukaryota, Metazoa, Arthropoda, Ostracoda, Podocopida, Cyprididae. The record is from the annotation of a GenBank genome assembly.
AUGAUGAUUCAUCUCACGAUGCCGACCGUUGUGUCGGCAGAGCAGCACAACGUCCCCAUCCGCGGCAUGAAGGUCGACAAGGCGACGCAAGUCGACGUUGAUUUGGAGAACAUGUCCAAGAUCUUGUCCAGUGUGCGCUCGUCGGAAACCAUCGAAAUCAUCCCGUUCCAAAUGGAAUCCCUUGGCGGAGCGACUGCUAUAGUCACCUCGAAUGGAACUUUGCGCCUAUUACAAAGUCCAAAUGGAGCAAUCGCUGCCGUUGGUCCUAAUUCGGGAUAUGUCACCCUGGCAGCCGCACCAGGCACCAUGAGUGCCACGCAGUUCAUCGCGACUGCCGCCGCACCGGUGCAGGGUCAUGAAGAAAUCACCGCCGUUGGUCAUCAUCAUCUAACUCCGGCACAGAUAGAAAUCAGUGCCAGCCAAGAGCCUGAGCAUGAGGCGGGAGAAGCUCAGCGGGUGGUGAAGAUGGAAAAGAAGUCGUCGUCGUCCCACGCGCGCCCAUACGGCUGCGAUGAAUGCAGCCGAAGUUUUCGAUUCGUCGAAAACUUGCAGAAGCAUAUCCAGCAGGGCCACUCUGAGGAGACCAAGCCGCACAAGUGCGACACGUGUGGGAAGCGCUUCCCCCAUCAAUGGAAUUUGAAUCGGCAUAUCCAGUCGCAUACGGGCGAGCGGCCGCACAUAUUCGGCGGCAGUCUGGGUUUAAUGUUUUUUCGUCGCGGUAUCCAGUGGCCCGAUGUGUUCUCCCUGGAUCACGGUGGAAGCAGUGGUGGGACGAUUCAGUAUGAGCAGUUACAGCCAGCCGACCCGGGUCCAGUGCACGUGGUCACGACGACGAUGCCAAAUGCUCCCAUUAUGCACACACAACACGUCACAGUAUUGCAACAGACACCAGCUGAAUCUCUCACACCACCUCCAGCGCCGCAGCCGCCGGCGAAGCAAGAAGCGCCCCAGCAGCAACAGCAAGAUUCAAAACCUGUCAUCACUCCGACAGCGAGCUACGUUUGCAACGAGUGUGGGAAAAGUUUCACAAAUCCGAAUAACCUGAGCAGGCACAAAAAAAAUCACAACGCGUUUCGGCCAUAUGCCUGCCAUGUUUGCGACAAGCGGUUCUUCCAGCGUCCCUACGUGUGUCCGCAAUGCAAUAAGGCCUUCAACCAGUCGACUCACUUGUACAAGCACAUCAACAUCCACCAGAAGCUGCCGCAUGCGUGUCGUCGCUGUGGAGAACGGUUCCGCUACAAGACGGAGCGGGAACGGCACAAGAAGGCGGUGCAUGCCAACAGGGACGACAUGAAGCCGAACGUGGUGGGCAUGCAUCACGUGGAAGGUGACGAGGAUGACCACGGCGGCGACCACCUCCGUCACCACAAUCUGAGUUCACUCACGCCGUCGUUGGUCGUUAGCCGUCGUCAAGAUGAUGACGAGGAUCGCGAUCGGGGUGGGGAUGACGCCGUCGGCGCGGCAGUCAUAACGACAACCACGACGACGACGACAAACUCCGCAGGUGUCAAGAUGGAAGCUCCGUCAAACUACGAUGCCCAGCACGCCAUCGAAAUGAAGUACGACAGCAAGGGGGCCAUUACGAGUGCAACAGUCGAUGCGUCUGCCUUGCGCGUGGUUCAUGACGGGAAACUGGACACUGGCGAGCUCCAGUUUCAAGAUCAGUUUAUGGACGGAAAGUUGGGGGACAGCGAUGGUAGCGGAGAACAGGCGGACAUGCAGUUCCAACAGCGUUACCUAUCGCAUGACUUCAUCUCUUCGUGAGAGCGAUGAUCCGAUGUCGGCUUCAUGGGGGGACAAAAAUGGCAACUGCAGAAGUAAUACCAGGAAAAAAAUGUGCGGCUAAUGUUCCAUUAUCCUCCACUCAGAAGCGCUUGUGUGUUGCACUAAGAAUCGGUUCGUGUUUCUGCGAGAAGCAUUCCGAAGCCCAUGCUGAACAGUUCAAAUCCCUUUCAGAAACUUCAUGCCAUGAGGCUGAGUGUCAAAUGACAAGUUGUUUUUGUUUAUCUCUCUAUUCUGACCCCGCCCUUUUAGAAUUUCAUGCCAUUGUAUGCUAAUACCUCACUACAACUGUUUCAAAAAUAAGGAAUACGGUAAGUCGGGAACUUCUGACUGCGCACACCAGUUUUAAAAAUUGAGCAGCUAAAUGAGAGUCCUUGAAUCCUCGAGGGGGAGGGAACUGGUCAAGCAAAAAAUAAAAUCCUGGGAAGAAUAUUCCUGCAAUGAGUGCAUCGAAGAAAAGAGGUUAAUAGAGUAUGCCCGAGGUCGCUUUGUGUGCCAUGCCCAGAAACAUUGAACGAGUUUUAUCACCGCAAAAUUGAAGGUACCAACGACGGUGUUGGAAUCCGCGGCUUUGGGUUCUUUUCUAUUCUGCUUUGUAACCUUUUUUGUGUGAGGACGUCGAGUAUUUAUUGGAAUCUGUGUAUAACGACGGCGUGAGUUGUCCAUUGAAUCGAUCUCUUGUUGAAAACGGUCAUUGCGCCUUGAGGAAGAAACGCAGGUGUCCCUCAGAAGGCGGUUAGUUUUAGGUAUUCGAUUCAGGAGCGAAAAAGUUAUGCAUUGCGCAUAGAUGAGAUUCGGUUCACUUCGAGACCACGUGACUUGACCGCGUGUGUCAAGGAAGGCGUCCGAAUCCAACAUUUUUGAUUAAAGUAGCUGGGUUUUAAAGAAGACUUGGGGAUAUUGUGGUCUGCUGAUGCGAGUUGUUGUUCUUGACCCUGCGUAUCAUCACGUCUCCCAAGAUUCUUCAUGCAAAUGACAUUCAGGGGUAUUUGGCAUUUCAUUCUGGCCAAAGUAACGACGACGGAAUCGAAAUCGAGUGCGGGACAUGUUUUUCUUGAAGUCUGGUUUUCAUCGACUUAACACAAAUCAAAGAUCACCUGAACGCUGGAUUUAUCGGAUGGUUUUCGUUUCACCCCCCCGGAUGGCCUUUUGGAAAUAUCCGUUAAUUUCAGUUCUUCAGACUAGACUGCGCGCGUAUCAAUUUGUCUCAUUUUGUGCUCGUAUUUCCUGCUUUCGAUGUGUUCGGGCAUCAUCAUUCUCGUAUUGUAGCUCCGUCCGAGUUGUCUCACUGGAGAGAUGCAUUGGGCAUGUUGGCAGUGCGACUGGGGCGUCGUUGUUUCCGGAAGUUGUCGAAUCGUUUCCGCUCGUUGUCGUAAUGUUUUUCAUUUGUUCAGCAAGAUUGAAAUACCAAAGCAAGAACAGCCUAAAAAUCAAACGCUGUUGGCGAUGCAGUACUCAUUGCUUUUUUGAGGAAGGUUUAAAGUUUUGUAUUUUUGUGGGAAAGCAAACUCCAUGAUCAUGUAAGAAGAAAAAAAAAGUCUUCUUACUUAAAUUCUAUGGAGACUAGAGAAGAAAAACCCAGUCAUUGUGGUGUUGAAGCAAGAUCUCGUGCCUAAGUGAAAUACUCAGUUUAUUAUAAGAUUUAUGGCAGAUUAGUCGCUUCGGAUGACCCAUAGACGAAAAAUAGGCUAUUCCGGCCUAGAAUGUUUUCGUUUUUGGUGUUUUUUUUUUCGGUGUUGGUGAAUGUGCAGGAGAGCUUGUGGUUUUUUUGCUAUUCAGAGAAACAUUUUUGAUGUAUUUGUAUCACGUGUGUUUUGGGUCAUUGAAUCGUAUGGGUGUUGUGCUUAUAGAUUCAUUGAUGAAUUACCAUGUAAUGUCCCGAGCUGCCACUUUCAUUGGUGGGCUAGCUGAGUCAAGGGAUUCAUGUUUUCGGUUCUUUAACGCGUUAGCCCCACUUUCGGACUUGGUUAUGAACUCCUUGUUCUCGGUUUCGUGGAUUAUUUGAUUUUGGUGUUUCGUGCUCCUGAUGAUGAGGGGAACCAUCGAGUUGGAAAAUCGCGAAGAGGAGGAAAACACCAGAUGUUGUUUUUUUCUGAUUC